AGUUAAAGUCGUUUAAAAACGCUUUUCUCUUCUGAGAAAUCAGAAGCAGAUUUCAAAUGAGAGCGAAAACAGCAGUCGUUACCAGUCAUAAAUUGUACUACGUGUCGGAGCAAUUCGACAGCCGUGAAGCUUCUUGAACUGGCGCUGGCCCGCGGUCGAGACAGAGAGAUUUCUCGCCAGGUGGCCGUCGACUUCAAUGUCGGUUGGCGCGCAAUGGGCAAAAAAAAAAUUGCAAAGCCUAAGCCGUCAAAUACUCAUGGCAAGAAAUAGUAAAAAGGAAGAGUAAAGAGGAUUUUGGGACACUCUCUGUUAUGAUUUUCAUUUUCUUUGGCUUGAAUACAUUUUCCUACAUUUACAGUAUACAGUACAUUAGACAGCAGGAAUCAAUUUAGCUUGUGGCGCAAAACAAAAAAUUGCCUCAUUGGAUGUUUAUUUACUCCCCAAAAUGAGGGCACAUUUUGGCUGGCGGAAGAUAAACGUCCACAUUCGCAGUGCCCAUAAAUAACUUUUCUUAGUCUGGCUGCGUGUGCAAAUGGUCUUCUCAGAUCUUGCGUCACUCUUGAACGGGAAAAGCGCAGACAGCGGCGAGAAAAAUUAUGCCGGCCGCAACGCUUCCAUCGCCGUUACGGUGCCUAGAAGACCGUCCAACGCUUUCACUUCUUUCGCAUUUCUCUUCGCCUCUGCAAGCACUUAAUGGCCGACGUCCGCUCCAAACUCCACUUCCAGCUGCAAAAUGAAAACAUUCCUCGACGAUGUGCAGCUUUUUUUUUUUUUCCCCCCUCCGGUUUUUUAUUGGGGCUUAAGUUUUAUAAAAGAAGGGAGCGUAUAUUGAUGUCGUCGACUCAUUGAGCACUGGCAGAAAAAAAAAAAAAAAACACUCCUUGAUGAAAAUUGCUUUUCUGGGAGACAAUAAAAGUCAAAGCCAUUACUGCGUCGUACUGUAUGUGAAGAUGGGUGGAUUUACGGAGCUGGACUGGAUUCUUCUACACAAAGCGGAUUCAGAUUCAGAAAACUAUUCAACGCCGCAGCGCGAUUAAUUCCCUGACUUUAUGAUAAGCGUCAAACUGGUGGCCACGUCAUCUUUUUUUUUGUGGUCAGCAACUGCAGGAAUUCAUAUUUUGAAGCUUAUUAAACACAUAAUUUCCGAAUAGCAACAUGUGGUUACACAAGUUAAUUGUAUUGGCUAAGUUAAAGUAAGGGUCCGAACACAUAUGAAGAUAGAAGAAAAAGAGAGAUAAAAGAGAUUCAAACCACAAUGUCCCUGCAGUGUUUUACACGGCAGAAAUGGAGAAAGUUGAAGUUGAGGGCUGCGUCCACUUGUCCAGCGUCCUCUAAGUCCCCACGGUCCAAGUUGUGUGGUCCAAUGUAGGCUUCGCUAGCAUUAGCUCGUCCAUGGUUAUGUAAUUUCACUCACAAUGGUUGGUAGGUGUCCUUGUUGUCUUCCUCCUUGCGGUCCAAUUUAGGUCUCGCUAACGUUAGCUCGUCGCAAGCGUUAUCUCGUCACUAGCUUUAGCUCGUCACUAGCGUUAGCUCGUCGCGAGCCUUAGCUUGUCGUUGGUUAUUUAGUUUCACUCUACAAUGAGUGAGUGCCCCCCCAUGGGACUGGAGACGCUGAAGAUCGACGACUUCCAGCUCCACGCGUCCACCACCAAGCGCUACGGCCUCGGCGCGCACAGAGGUCGUCUCAAUAUUCAGGCCGGCCUCUACGAGGACGACCUCUACGACGGGGCCUGGUGCGCCGGGAGGGACGACCCGCUGCAGUGGCUGGAGGUGGACGCCAGGAGGCUGACCAAGUUCACGGGGGUCAUCACACAAGGCCGCAGCUCCCUCUGGUCGAGCGAUUGGGUGACCUCCUACAAGGUCAUGGUGAGCAACGACAGUCACUCGUGGGUUACGGUGAAGAACGGCACCGAGGACAUGAUCUUCAGAGGAAACAGGGAAAAGGAGAUCCCGGUGCGCAACAUUUUCCCGACUCCUUUGGUGGCUCGCUACAUCCGAAUCAACCCCCAGUCCUGGUUCAACAGCGGCAGCAUCUGCAUGAGGGCCGAGAUCCUCGGGUGCCCCCUGCCAGACCCGAAUAAUUAUUACCACCGACGCAAUGAGGUCAUCACCACCGACGAGUUGGACUUCACCCUUCACAGUUACAAGGAAAUGAGGCAGCUGAUGAAGGUGGUCAACGAAAUGUGCCCCAACAUCACUCGCAUCUACAACAUCGGCAAAAGCCACGGCGGCCUCAAACUCUACGCCAUCGAGAUUUCCGACAACCCCGGGGAGCACGAAGUGGGUGAGCCGGAGUUCCGCUACACGGCCGGUUCCCACGGCAACGAGGUGCUGGGUCGCGAGCUCCUCCUCCUGCUGAUGCAGUUCAUGUGCUUGGAGUAUCUCUCGGGCAACCAGCGGGUCCGACACCUGGUGCACGAGACCCGCAUCCACCUGCUGCCGUCCGUCAAUCCCGACGGGUACGAGAAAGCCUUUGAAGUGGGUUCCGAGCUCAGCGGUUGGUCCCUGGGCCGGUGGAGCAACGACGGGAUCGACAUCCACCACAACUUCCCCGACCUCAACUCCAUCCUGUGGGAAGCCGAGGCCAAAAAGUGGAUCCCGCGCCGGAUGGCCAACCACUUCGUCUCCGUUCCCGAGUGGUACCAGGCCAAAAACGCCUCGGUUGCCGUAGAGACGCGCGCUCUCAUCACCUGGAUGGAAAAGAUCCCCUUCGUCCUGGGGGGCAACCUCCAGGGGGGCGAGCUGGUGGUGACCUUCCCCUACGACAAGACCCGCUCGCAGGGCGUGACCCGGGAGCAGACGCCCACGCCGGACGACCACGUGUUCCGCUGGCUGUCCUUCGCCUACGCCUCCACCCACCGCCUCAUGACGGCCGCCAACCGGCGGGUGUGCCACAGGGAGGACUUCGCCAAGGAGGACGGGACCAUCAACGGGGCGUCCUGGCACACGGCGGCAGGCAGCAUGAACGACUUCAGCUAUUUGCACACCAACUGCUUUGAGCUCUCCAUGUACGUGGGCUGUGACAAAUUCCCGCACGAGAGCGAGCUGCCAGAGGAGUGGGAGAACAAUCGCGAGUCUCUUCUCGUCUUCAUGGAGCAGGUGCAUCGUGGGAUAAAAGGCGUGGUGAGGGACCUCCAAGGCAACGGAUUAGCCAACGCCACCAUCGCCGUGGAGGGCAUCGGCCACGACAUCCGCACAGCUGCCGACGGGGACUACUGGCGCCUGCUGAACCCGGGCGAGUACCGCGUCACGGCGCGGGCCGAGGGCUACAGCAUGGUGAGCAAGAGGUGCGAGGUGGGCUACGCCAUGGGGGCCACCCGCUGCGACUUCACGCUGGGCCGCACCAACCUAUCUCGCAUCCGGGAGAUCAUGGAGCGAUUCAACAAGCAAGCCGGCGCCAAAGCGCCCGCCAGGCCGCCGCCGCCGCCGCUGCAAGCUCGGCGGUCUGGAGAGAGACGACCGGGGACCUAACGCGAUGGGGUGGGAAGGACUAAGGAACGAAACCAGAACCUAUUCGUGAUUGCGGGGAUGAUGAUGAUGAUGAUAGAAAGCAAAGUAUUAUUGUUGAAAAACAUCUCAAAAAUACACUCUCAAAACUACAUUUUACAGAUUUAUGUAUAUAUAAACCCACGUUUGUGUGGGGAUACAUUCCAGACCCAUCCCUAAAUAUUUUUUUAAAAACGAAUUUUAAAAUUUUUCUCAUCCCUCUCACAAGUUUUCAACAUUAAAAAAAAUUUUUAAUCAUGUUUUUGGUGUCUAUUCUCAGUUUUGCAUUAAUUGUCACUCCCGAUCAAGUUUUACUGUCAAACCAAAGAAAUCAAUAGUUUUGUAUAGCAAAAGUUUGUUAGCUGAAUGCUAACAUACAAUAGGAAACACCAUAUGUGGGCUAACCAGAAUUAGCAUGGAUGUCACAAUAAUUACAAAGCCUGAUAAAACAGCUACUUUUCCACAAAUGGAGCAGCAACACAUGCAGACAAUACACACAGGCAUGUAUUCUCUGUGCUUUAUGGGAAUGCAUGUCGGGGACCUUCUCUAGCUCUCUUUCCUGUAAUUCAACAUUGAUUUUUUUAAAAAAAAAAUGUAAAUAAAAGAGAAAACAGACACUGCCUGAGCAUCUACUCUCAUGUAUGUACAUAGAGGACCUGUUAAAUUAUGUAAACCACAUCAGACGCAAUGCAAAAAAAUAUGCACGUCGCUUCACAAGAAAUAAAGUCCAUCUACGCUAA
This is a messenger RNA of Syngnathoides biaculeatus (alligator pipefish), 4226 nucleotides long. RefSeq names its product carboxypeptidase X (M14 family), member 2 (gene cpxm2). The record is from RefSeq and is a predicted model, not a curated record. Gene Ontology annotation, biological process: proteolysis. Gene Ontology annotation, molecular function: metallocarboxypeptidase activity; zinc ion binding. The transcript has 13 exons. Lineage: Eukaryota; Metazoa; Chordata; Actinopteri; Syngnathiformes; Syngnathidae. Bases 1579 to 3471 code for a protein of 630 amino acids.